Pantherophis guttatus is the source of this 5252-nucleotide messenger RNA. NCBI's taxonomy places the organism in Eukaryota, Metazoa, Chordata, Lepidosauria, Squamata, Colubridae. The record is from RefSeq and is a predicted model, not a curated record.
AAGGAGGAAACAGGUGAGAGGCUGAUGGGUUGUGAUGUGUAGAAGGAAAACUUGUGUAGGAGUGAACUUUCCAUAAUUGAAAAUAGGGAGGGGGGAGUUUUCUGCUGCAUCAUUUCUUAUUUUCAGGGAGAGAGCAGGAAAUGCCGUCCUGCAUUUAGCAAUGGGGAAAACAUGAUUUCUGACAGAAGAGUUGGAAAUGGUCGUUUAAUAGCAAAGGUAUGAAGAUAAGGCAUAUGAUGUUAUCUGAGAUGAUGUGAUAGAAGAUUUGAUUGGUUGUGGCUCUUCCUUCUGCAGUUCAAGGCCAUUAGCUCCACCCUCUACAGCUUUGGAGGGGAGGGGCUUCCUUCAAGUAGGGUGUCAUGACCCCAUCAGAGUCCUGUUAGGAGAAGGAGUUGAAACUUCCAUGGUGCAUCUCUCUGUUUGGGAGAGGCCAGGGGCUGAGGGCGAUGCUGUCCCAGGCCCCUCAGGCUUUGGGAGAGGUGGUUGACCAGACGAAGAGCUGCCUGCCUUCACAGACACAGGGGAGGAUCAGGUGCUGGCAGACUCUGGUGCUGAUAGGGGGCAGAUCCCCUCUGAUGAGAACAGCUGCCUCCCCCACUUGAUCCAAGGGCAUGGAGAGAGGAGUGUAGGCAACCCAGGCUACUCUAGAGAAGGUUGCCACACCCCUCCUCACAAGGAACAGCUGGAGAGGAUUGACUUAAGGAGAAGCCAUGGGGAGUUAGCCUUUGCCAGGAACAAUUAAUUGUUUGGGUUUACAAUCCCCCCCCCCACUUUGACUCGUGCCUUUUGCCUUGCCUUCAGGACUGCUUUUCACCUUUAUUUUUUAUUUAUUUGAUUUGAUUUGAUUUCUAUACCGCCCUACUCCCGAAGGACUCAGGGCGGUGCACAGCCAAACAAUAAAACACAUACAUACAAAAUUUAAAAGUAGAAUAAAAUCAAAUUAAAUAAUUUUGGCCCCGACAAAUUUAAAACCCCAAACUUUUUAAAACCAAUUUAAAAUUGAAUGUAUAAAAUACUAAAAGAUAUUUAAAAAUUAAAAAUCUUUUAUAAAAGAGGGAGAAAAUUAGGCCAGGCCCGCCUGGUGAAAUAGUAAAGUCUUUAAAGCGCGGCGGAAGGUGCGCAGAUCCGGGAUCCUCCGUAUCUCUGGGGGGAGCUCGUUCCAGAUAGUGGGUGCCCCCACAGAGAAGGCUCUCCCCCUGGGGGCCAACAGCCGACAUUGUUUGGCUGACGGCACCCGGAGGAGUCCCUCUCUAUGAGAGCGUACUGGCCAGUGGGAGGCUAUUGGUGGUAGUAGGCGGUUCCAUAGAUAACCAGGUCCUAAGCCAUGAAGCGCUUUAAAGGGGGUAACCAAAACCUUGAAGUGCACCCGGAAGACCACCGGGAGCCAGUGCAGCUCGCGCAGGAGAGGUGUUACGUGGGAGCGCCAUGUCGCUCCCAUUACCACCCGCACGGCCGCACUCUGUGCCAGUUGGAGCCUCUGGGUGCUCCUCAAGGGGAGCCCCAUGUAGAGAGCGUUGCAAUAGUCCAGGCGGGAGGUGACGAGGGCAAGAGUGACCGUGCGUAACGAGUCCCGAUCCAGAAAGGGACACAACUGGCGAAUCAGGCGAACCUGAUGAAAAAUCCUCCCGGUCACGGCUGUCAAGUGGUCUUCUAAAGACAGCCGUGAUUCCAGGAGGACGCCCAAGUUGCGUGCCCUCUCCGUGGGGGCCAAUGAUUCGCCCCCAAUAGUCAGUGAUGGCACCAACUGACUAUAUCGGGACGUCGGAAACCACAGCCACUCGGUCUUGGAUGGGUUGAGCCUGAGCCUGUUCUUCCCCAUCCAGAUCCGCACGGCCUCCAGGCACCGGGACAUCACUUCAAGGGCAUCGUUGGGGUGGUCUGGGGUCACCUUGCCUUGCCUUGCUUGGCCUGGAGAACGGCCUCCUGCCUUGUGCUUUGUCUUUGCCCUGAGAGCUGCCUUUUGUCUUGUGCCUUGUCCUUGCCUUGUGGACUAGAGUUUGCCUCGUGGACUUUCUUAGUCAGGUGGGCUGGACUUGGGACUCUGGAUCUUGCCUUGCGAGCUGCUCCGACUCUGUGGAUGUUCUUUGUUCUAUAUGGGCUGUUGUCUGGGGGACUGAGGGUGGCUGCUUUCAGGGUAGCCUGGGGUGGGGCCUUACCAGUGGUUGGAGGGUUGUUUCGUAGAACAUUUACUAAAGGACUCUCUACUUGCCUCCCUUGACAACCUGGGUCAUAACAGAAGGUCCUUCUGUCUGUUUCAGAGAAAUGAGGGAUCAGGUUCACCAGCUGGGUCAUAACAUGGGGGCACUUCCUGGAGGCCAAUGCUCCCAUUGCUCAGCAUCUCCACUUCGGGAACCCAGGAUCUGUCUAAUGAUAUGCUUCCUUUCUUUAGCUACAGUUUGGUGGAUUCCUGUGGUGAUGGUGGCUGCCAUCAUCUUGGCAUGUGGGAUUCUCUUCCUGAGUUGUAUAAAAUGCCCGUUUGGCGCCCAUGCACAACACUUGCCCCUGAGCGCGCUGGUUCUGGACAAUGUCUCCCUCGGAUCCCUCCCUCCCUCCCUCCAGGGACCCUGGAAGACCCCAAGGGAGCAGCGCUGUUGUCUCUCUUCUUGGCGGACCCGGACGGGCCGGAGAAUUUUAGCAGAGUUGGAUUUCUUUGUGCAUCCGGACGGGGCCCGAACUGGGGCAGCGCCUAAGCGACUUGUCCUUUGGGAACGGCAGGUGUCAUCGGUUGUUGGUGCACGGGGGCGCCUGGUUGGAGGGCGAUGCUGGUGCACCGGGCACCCCUUUUGUUCUUGGAAGCGGCGCUGGGGUCCUUCCUGCCGGACCGGCAUUGCGACUCCGCCUCACACUCCCUGUGCUACUUCUACCUGCAACUGCCAGAGCCCAACCAGGGGCUUCCUCAGUUCUCCAUUAGGAGCUACCUGGAUGACCAGCCCAUCGCUCGCUAUGACAGCCUCACUGGGAAAAUGGAGCCUCUGGUGCCCUGGAUGGAGGAGGUGGAGAAGGAAGCCUUUCUUUCUCCUGAGUGGGUCUUCAGGACUGACCCGAAGUUAUCAAAACGGGACCACCAGGCUGAAGGGCUUCACACCUGGCAGGUGGUUUUGGGCUGUGAGCUCAUGGAAAAUGGGAGCAAAGCUGGAUUUUUACACUACGGCUAUGACGGGAUGGACUUCAUCAGCUUUGACAAGGAGACCCUCAGAUGGAAGACAGCUCAGCCCCAGGCCCAGAAGGUCAAGGAGAAGUGGGAGGAGGAUCCAGGAUGGUCUGAGAGAAGCAAAUUCUUCCUGGAGGAGACCUGCAUUGAAGGGCUGCAGAAAUACCUCUCCUACAAGAACAAGACUCUGCAGAGAAUCGAGCCCCCAGUGGGGAAGGUGACUUGUAAGGUGGUGAAUGACAGCCUGGAGGUCCUCAUCUGCCAGGCCUUUGGCUUCUACCCCAAGGAGAUCCGGGCCACCUGGACAAGGGACGGAGAGGUCUGCCAGUAUGAGACCCUCCAUAGGAACGUGGUCCCCAACUCAGAUGGGACCUAUUACAUCUGGCUCAGCAUUGAGAUCGACCCCAAGGAGAGGGACCGUUUUCAGUGUCACCUGGAGCACGAGGGCCUGCAGGAGCCCCUGGUGUUGAGUUUCAAGGAGGAAUCAGAGUGGUGGAUUCUUUGGGUGAUUAUGGCUGUCUUAGUUUUGGGAGCUGGGAUUCUCUUCCUGAUAGGCUGGUUGUGGAGAAGACACAGGAAUAAUCUCUACGUGAAAGUGACAACCUGCUCUGUGUAUAGUACAGAAGUUGAGAUUCAAAACAUUGUUGCCGCACACUAAAUUAACAUCAGAGCACAAGGCAUCCUGUGGAGUGCAAAGGACUUGGAGUGAUCCAGAAAUCCUGCCGUCAUUGUGCAGGCAAGAAGUAAAGCUGCCUCCAAUGUGGAAAACCUGGAGUGGGAGAGGCCUCUCUGGCUCAAAACCCAAACCAAGACCAACCCCAAGUCCAAACCAACUAAAACCCUCCAAAUCAUCCUAAGUAAACCAAAAGUCCCAGCAGCUCAGAAGACAAAAACAGGAUUCACCUACAACGUGACUGGUUGGGAGGGGUAGCGUCCGAAAAGCAGACCUAUGAGCUGCGUUAUUUCCAGAUCAGUCAUGAUGAUGAAGGGUCUGAAGCUGAGGAAUGAUGAGUUUUUAAAUGGCGCAUCAUGUUCCUGAACGAACAGAGUAUACACACUAUCAACUGCAUUAGCUUAUUACCAAGCUUAUACUGUUUUAUAACUAAGCUAAAUUUGGAAAAAAAGCUGCAACAAAAGCUAAAAUUUUUAGAGGACAAUAUGCUUUUGAACUUUUUUAUCUUGUUUUUGGAAUUUAACAACUGGAGAAAGUGAAUGGAUUCUCCGGGACUUUACCUCCUGGAAGCACGAAGCCGAGAACACCAGCCUGAAGAUGACGAAUGAGACUUCGUUGAAACGUCGCCAAGACACUUCCAAUUUUACGUGGGAGAAGACCCGAAUAACCAAAGACCUACAUAUAUAUAUAUAUAUAUAUUUGUCUAUGUAAGUUUUCACGGGUAUAUAUGUGUGUAUAGUUAAUACUUCGGGUUUCUUCCCGUGUAAUUGUGGAUAUAUCCCUAAAAGGGUAGAAGUGACGUUUCGACAGAAUCUCAUCUGCCAUCAUCAGGCUUAUGUGAAGGGUCUUUUGCUGUAACUGCCGUUACUAUUUCAAAUCUGGUGCUGGUAGUCUGGGAUGGCUCCACCUUUUCAUUCUGAUUGGUUGGGAGUCCCAGUUUGUAUUUAUUGGCUUGGCUUCGGGUGUAUGGUCGGUUUUUCUCCACCAGGUGGCAGGGCUUCAUCUUUGUGGCUGGUUUGAAUAUGAUUUGGUUGGGACUUGUGACAAAAUAUGUCUUUUGAUUAGUACUUGAUCUAUGUUUUAUAUUUGGUGUUAAGAUUCAUCUAUCUAUGAGAGCAGGUUUCCAAAUAGUAGGCAGACGUGAAGUGUCAUCCCAUUUAUUCAUGCAAUAUGGUCUUUUCUCUAUUUCAAUUGCCUCUCUGAUUAUUCUGCCAUUGAGAUGUUCUAUUUUUGCAACUGGUUUUGUGUUAUUAAAAUUAAUAUUAUGUCCUGUUGUAUUUAUGUGUUGAACUAAUGAUGAUGUGUGUUCUUGCUUUAGUAUUGAGUUUUUGUGUUCCUCGAUGCGCACACUCAUUCUUCUGUUGGUCUGUCCAAUGUAUGUUGAUGGGCAGGAAGCACACAGGAUUUCGUAUAUGCCUUGGUUUUCUA